AUUUCUUGAAUUGGACGUGACGGUGCAUUCUCAGCCUUGCGCCAAUCCACCAUAAGCUGCUUUUCAAUUCAACAACUUGACAGCAGCUAUCAUCAUGGCCGACACAAAGAUUCAGGAGCUUCUCACGAAGCCUCGUAACGAAUUGACGGAGUACGAGAUCUCUCUUCUCGAAGAGCACGAGUUCAGCGCAGGUCCUCUAUCCAUCCUCCAAACUGCCGUCCGAUCCCACACCCAGGUGCUCAUCUCCUGCCGCAAUAACCGUAAGCUACUAGCGCGUGUCAAGGCUUUCGACAGACAUUGCAACAUGGUACUUGAGAAUGUGAAGGAGAUGUGGACCGAGACGCCAAAACUUUCCAGUGGCAAGAAGGGCAGACCUGUAAACAAGGACCGUUUCAUCAGCAAGAUGUUUUUGAGAGGAGAUUCGGUUAUUCUAGUUCUACUCAGCUAGAGGGGCGAAAAAGGAACCCGGAUACAUAACCCUAAUUCCAUUACGCGGCAUACACUUCACUAUAUCCAGUGUCUAAAAUAGGUAAACAAAAGGCGCGAGGGUCGAGACGGCAUGCUGAUGCAAUAAUUUGCCGUGUGUCAUGCUCAUUACGAAGGUUAUAGCUUGAUAAAGCAGCCUAUAAUGAUCAGAUUGAGGAGCAGAUAAGGUCAUGGUCAAGGGAUGAAUUAAGGCAAAUGCUACUAAAUCUGAAUACA
Molecule: messenger RNA, 702 nt
Organism: Annulohypoxylon maeteangense
Lineage: Eukaryota; Fungi; Ascomycota; Sordariomycetes; Xylariales; Hypoxylaceae
Product: small nuclear ribonucleoprotein Sm D2
Exons: 4
Coding region: 95-448 (117 amino acids)
Biological process (GO): spliceosomal snRNP assembly; RNA splicing
Cellular component (GO): precatalytic spliceosome; U2 snRNP; U4/U6 x U5 tri-snRNP complex
Molecular function (GO): RNA binding
Source: RefSeq, a predicted model, not a curated record